Molecule: messenger RNA, 1663 nt
Organism: Hypomesus transpacificus
Lineage: Eukaryota; Metazoa; Chordata; Actinopteri; Osmeriformes; Osmeridae
Product: placenta-specific gene 8 protein-like
Exons: 3
Coding region: 201-989 (262 amino acids)
Source: RefSeq, a predicted model, not a curated record
CAUAACUAGAAAACUCACCCACACAAAUGUGAGUUACCAUGGACUAUCAUGUGAAUUGUGGUUGAUGUAUUUCACCGUGAUAAUACAGUUAGUGCUGGUGUGAAGGCACUUUGAAUGUGUGCAUUUAAGGGAAUGAUAUACAUUGAUGUAGGUUUGGAACGGACGACAAACAAAUUGAUCAAUCAUGGAAUGUGUACAAUAUGAAGGUAAUGGAUGUGGGCGGGACUGAUUGUUGUCAGUUUCAUACAAAGGCUCUUUGGUGCCAUGUCAACUUACAGAACAACUGGAGGAAGUCAGAUCAUGAGAGAACAAAUAUUCUGAAGCCAUUUCCUAUGCUUCAGUCCAAGGUCAAAUGUCAAUUUGGCGCCAUUGGAAGAAACGUGUUGUUGUUGUUGACCAAAUCCCAGGUAUUUUUCUGUUGGAUAGAAACCAUGGCAACCAGUGUCAUCAUAAACAACCAGCCCCCCCAGCCCCCACCCCAGGCUAUUAUAGCAGUCCAGACCAACCAGUGGAGUACAGGCAUCUGUGGGUGCUUUGAUGAUCUGCAAGUCUGCUGCUUUGCCUACUGGUGCUUCCCGUGUUUCGCCUGCACCACUGCCUCUGAGUUCGGAGAGUGUUUCUGUCUCCCCCUGCUGGACGUGGGGUGCGGCGGCAUGCAGAUGCUGGGGCUACCCAGUUGCACUCCACCCGUCUCCAUGUCCAUGAGGGUGGCGGUGCGCAACCGCUACGGCAUCCAGGGGGACAUGACAGACGACUGCGUCUACGCCACCUUCUGUAACGUGUGCUCCUGGUGUCAGAUGGCCAGAGAGAUAAAGAGACGCAGCCAGCCAUUCACCCUCAUCAACGCCCAGCCCACAGUGUUGGCCCAGACCCAAGCCCAGGCCCAAGCCAUGAUGGUGGCAGCCUCUCCCCUGACAGGGGUCAUCUCCAGCCAGCCUCACAUCUCCCCCGCCAGCCCCCAGACCCUCAUGACCGCCAGGUUCAUGUAAUUUCUGACAUCACAAAGAUUUUUUAUGUGACUUGGUCCUGUUGCUUUAUGUCUCAUUUUUUAGUGCAUUAUUGUCCCCCAAAGAGUUGUAAAGUUUGUUAUAGUGCGUGGUUUAUUGGAGCAGAGAAAAUACAGUCUGUGUGUUGCUCAGAAUCCCUCUUUUGUGUACUGUAUGUAUGAGAAUAUGAGUGUGUGUGUGUGUAUGUGUGCGUGUGUGUGUAUGCGUGUGUGUGUGUGUGUAUGUGUGCGUGUGUGUGAGGGUGGGGGAAUUUCGUUUUCAAAACAGAAGGCUCUCUUGUAGCACUAACCUAACACCAGCCUCUAGAAUUCAGUGACUUUACAUUUCAGUCGUCUAUGAAAAGACAACGACGAAAUAAAAUUCACACCUUUUAAAAAAAAAAAAUCUUACCGUUUACGAGUUACCCUUCAUAAAUCUGUCAAAGCGAGAGGCAUGGAAAUAAAGUGUAUCACAUUUAACCAUCAAGUCUGAACUCUCUUGAUAUUCCAGUCACCUGCCUGUGUUUUGCUUCAACAACACAACUGAAUAAUGAACUCCCCCAAAGUAGAGCACAUCCAAAGUGAUUAUGGGCUACGUGUCGUAACCAUGACGAUGUGUGUAUGGCUCACUGGAAUCUUUUUGCAGAGGUUGAUCUGUUGAAGCCGUAAAACUUACAA